This is a messenger RNA of Pelecanus crispus (Dalmatian pelican), 714 nucleotides long. NCBI's taxonomy places the organism in Eukaryota, Metazoa, Chordata, Aves, Pelecaniformes, Pelecanidae. The record is from RefSeq and is a predicted model, not a curated record.
GGCUCAGGUGUCACCUACGAGGGGAUGCUGCUGAUCGUCCAGCGGGGCUUGGAGAAGGUCACCUACUCCUCCCUCUGCCUCCCCGAUGACAUCCGGCACCGCGGCAUGGCCCACAUCCCCAACUACCACUACCGGGAUGAUGGGUUGCGCCUCUGGGAAGCCAUCGAGAGCUUCGUCUCUGGCAUUGUGGCUUUCUACUAUCGGGACGACGCGGCGGUGAGUGGGGACACCGAGCUGCAGGCUUGGGUGAUGGACAUCUUCACCAACGGCUUCUUGGGCAGGACCUCCUCAGGUAUCCCCUCCUCACUGCAGACGGUGGCGGAGCUCAGCAAGUUCCUCACCAUGGUGGUGUUCACCUGCUCAGCGCAGCACGCAGCCGUCAACAACGGGCAGUAUGACCUGGGCGCCUUCCUCCCCAACGCCCCGUCCUCCAUGCGCCACCCACCACCAGCGGUGAAGGGCAAGGCCUUCCUCCAACACUUCCUCAACACCGUUCCCGAGGUGGACACCACUGCCAACAUCGUGGUUGCCCUCAUCCUCCUCAGCUCCCGCCUCAAAGACGCGUUCACGGAGGUGGGACCCCGGCAGCUCAUCAGGACCUUCCAAGCGCGGCUGGAGGAGAUCCGGGACUGCAUCGAGGAGAGGAACUACAGGGCCAAGCUGAGAUACAACUACAUGAACCCCCUGGAGACCGAGAACAGCAUCUCCAUCUGA